Penicillium soppii is the source of this 564-nucleotide messenger RNA. RefSeq names its product PHO88 family protein. Lineage: Eukaryota; Fungi; Ascomycota; Eurotiomycetes; Eurotiales; Aspergillaceae. The record is from RefSeq and is a predicted model, not a curated record. Gene Ontology annotation, cellular component: mitochondrion; endoplasmic reticulum. The transcript is spliced from 3 exons. Bases 1 to 564 code for a protein of 187 amino acids. Gene Ontology annotation, biological process: protein targeting to ER.
AUGGUGUCUCCUCAAAUCACCAACCUCGCCAUCAUCUUGGUGAUGAUGCAGCUGGCCAAGAAGGUUCCCUUUGAGGAUCCUCAGGUCUUGAUGCUGGUGCGCGGAUGCUACAUCCUCUCCAACAUCUUGAUCCUGGCUGUCUCUCUAUACACCCAGUUCCAAAUCAACAAAAAGAAGGAUAUGACGACUCUCAAGUACGUCGAGCCCGCCCCGAUGGGUAGCACCGAGGAGCCCAAGCCUGUUACCACCACCAACAUGGACUACGACAAGGGUCAGCUGCGCCAGCAGCUUCGCAGCCAGCUUAUGGGUGUUGGCAUGAUGGGCGUGAUGCACUUGUACUUCCAGUACACCAACCCUCUCCUGAUCCAGUCCAUCAUUCCUCUGAAGGGUGCUUUCGAGUCCAACCUCGCCAAGAUCCACGUUUUCGGAAAGCCCGCCACUGGUGAUCUCGCCCGUCCCUUCAAGGCCGGCGGUGGCUUCAUGUCCGCCGGUGCGCCUAAGACCGACAAGGCUUCCAUCGAUGCUGCUGAGAAGAACUGGCGCGGUGGUGUCAAGGAGGAGUAA